AUGACUUGUCUAAUUGCAAUACUCUUGUCCUCAGUUGCGCGCAUGGUCGUCAUUGGCUCGCGCAAUUCUCCAAAUUAUUAUGGAGUGUACACCAUAUCCAAGAUCAACGAGUUUCCAGUGCCACGCGAUUCCCAUAAGAUACACAUGUCCGCCAGCAAAAUUUCCGGGCCCGGUACCUACGUCGUGGCAUAUUGUUCCAUAAAUCUGGAAUACCUCGAGAUUAUGGAGAUAAUCACAAGAGGACGGCCUGAAGUAACGCAUAGCUCUGGAGAUGUAUCUUCCAGCCAUCUCAGAGCAGAAAAUGUAUGUAUGCAAUCUAUCAUCAAAGAAAACUCACUCGGACCUGUUGCCGCAAGUUUGUCGAAGCUCGACAACGGCAAAUGUACGCACCAGCUCAUAGCAAGUCUAGCCUUCAAAGGGGUUAUAGGCGUGGAGGGAGAGUAUUCAUGUUUUGCUCCGCCGCAGGAGGAUCAACCUAUCAAAAUCAAUGCCGACAUUCCAAUUGUGAUGCAUGAAUUCCUUUCUGGAGGUGUGUUUCUCGGUGGGGAGAACAUCGAAUCGGAUAGACAAGCGCUGGUAUGGUUUCAAGGAAAUCUACACCGCUUCAUGAAAAGCAAGAUUGGCAUUAAUGGAUAUCACUCAUGGAGUCCAGUCACUUUAAUCGGCAAGGAGAUUAAUAAUGGCGAUUCUAUAGCAGAAUUCAUCUAUUAUAGUCUGCCCAGUAUACGUGAGUUUAUAUGUGAAAUUGAAGAUUAUGGUAUUCUCUUAGAGUUAUUGGAAAUGUCUUAUUUGCCCUGGCAAUGGAAAUUAUCUAGAUCCAACUUAGAACAAGGAGGCUAUAGCAAGAUUUCUGAAAUUCUUGACAAUAAAUGUAUGCAAGCUAGUGGUUUCGAAGAAAAAUAUUGUGGGUGGCUAAUUAACGUGCCCGGAUAUCUUAUGAAAAAUGCCCGGGAUAUUGGUCUACUUUGUCGGACAAGAGCAAUUGGAUGGACUGGAUUAAAUCGAAUGAGAGAGUGCAUAUUUAGACCUGCAAUUGCUCAGAGGAGCUUGUUUUCAUCUCGUCAAUGGGAGAUAUAUGGACCGGAACAAAAGGCGUUUGAAAUUCCAUCCCAGUCUAAUAGGUCAGAGAAUGCUGCGAGAUUCACAGAGCUCACUGGAAUAGGUACUUUGUGUGAGAAUGAUUCUUGGUAA
Blumeria graminis f. sp. triticale is the source of this 1191-nucleotide messenger RNA. The record is from the annotation of a GenBank genome assembly. Lineage: Eukaryota; Fungi; Ascomycota; Leotiomycetes; Helotiales; Erysiphaceae.